CCGCUUGCACUUUAUUUUUGUUUUUCUUUUCUUGCCAAAGCGCGAACACGUAUGCGCGUCUUCUUUCGAGUGCAAACAGUGCAAUAGAAACGGGAUGGACCUUUUUGCCUCCUGCUAACCUCCUGCCGAAAAACACCCGCUCCGUUCUGUUGGCGGCGCAACACCAAGGUUACGGCAGGUACGUUUUCUGGUACUUGCGCGUUUGCAAGCUCGUGACCGAGCGUGACACGAUCCGUAAAGCAUUAACCCAAAGGUGAUCCGCAUGACCGUUGCUUGGAGUUGGUGUUUCUUUUUUGCAUUUUUGCUCAGGUGACUCAUAACUUUUCCGCGAAAGAUCCGACGAUUGUCACACCGCCGUUGACACGCGCCAGUGUGUGUCCUGUGAUCGUUUCGGUACGUAGAGCCGCCGAAUAUUCCUGGCGAAUAAUUCCCAGUAGAAGGAAUGACCGCCACGAGCGGCAUAGCCGGCAGCAGUCCGCUGCCCAAAUGGCAAAUCGCCCUGGUGGUCGGGGCACCGGUCGCCCUAGGUCUCGGAUACAUGUACUACAGGAACAAGCACGGCAACGUGACAGGAUCCGACAAGUCGAAUCGCAACAAAUUUGUCAGAAGCAACGCGACGACCAAAGAAAACGACACGCCCGCUGAUAAACAGAUCUCGAUAGAUGGUGAUUGUCCGUCUAAAGUGCCUUGUCCUGAGCCAGAGUCUCCUUUACAAAAGGCUCAAAACUACAAGAAUAAAGGAAACGAACACUUCAAAGUAGGGAGAUAUGAAAAAGCUAUAGAACAAUAUAAUAAAGCAAUUGAGGUUUGCCCGAUGGAGGAUGCACAGGAUCUAGCAACUUUUUAUCAAAAUAGAGCAGCUGCAUAUGAUCAAUUGAAAGAAUACACCGCUGUUAAGGAAGAUUGUUCAAAAGCACUAGAAUUAAAUCCUAAAUAUGUUAAGGCUUUGUUGCGCAGAGCACGUACUUUGGAAGAAUUGAAAGACUUAGAAGCUGCCUUAGAAGAUAUCACUGCUGCGUGUCUUUUUGAAGGAUUUAACAAUCCGUCAAAUCUAGCGAUGGCGGAUAGAAUUUUGGAUAAACUCGGUAAACAACAUGCUGAGGAACAUAUGGCAAAAAAGAAAUUUGUAACACCAAGUAAAUACAUCAUUAAGGCUUACAUUAUAUCUUUCCCUAGCGAUCCGGUAUUUACUAGACUUCAACAUUCAGAAAAUACCCCUGAAUUUUUAAAAAAAUUACUGGACGCGUUGAGAGACGAAGACUAUGACAAUAUAAUACCCAUUUGUACAGAAAUUAUCGAAAGUCCCGAUUUUAACACGUUACCUACGUCUAAACUGGAAGUGUUACUUUUGAGAGGCACAUUUUACGUUCUCGUGGGUAAGCGCGACGCUGCCCUGGAAGAUUUCACGAGGAUAUUGAAUAGCGAGGAUGCGUCUGACAAUGUGAAAGUGAACGCAUUGAUAAAGAAGGCGACCUUGCACAUGCAAUUCGACACUCCCGAAAUGAGUUUUAAUGAUUUUAGCCAAGCUAUUAAUAUUGAUCCGAAUUGCGCUGAAAUCUAUCAUCACAGAGGACAGAUGAGUAUGCUCAUGAACAAAAUAGACGACGCUAAGAGCGACUUUAAGAAUGCGCUUCGUCUAAAUCCCGACUACGGUGUGGCCUUUGUGCAGAAGUGUUACACGGAUUAUCGUUACGCGAUCGCCAACAGGGAUGGAGAAUUGCUCGAUGCAGCUAUGAAACAAUUUCGAUCGGGUUUCGAAAAGUUUCCGGAUAUCGCUGAAUGUUACAUGCUGUAUGCUGAGAUGAUGACCGAAACUCAGCAGUACGAUCAGGCAGAUAUAUAUUUUGCUAAAGCAUUAGAGAAGGAUCCAAAAAAUGCGACUUUCUACGUGCACAGAGGCUUGUUGCAGUUGCAACUGAACGGCAAUAUCAACAAAGCCGUGGAAUACAUACAGAAAGCGAUAGAAGUGGAUAAGAAAUGCGAGCUCGCGUACGAGUCACUGGGAAGUAUUGAAGUGCAAAGAGGAAACAUAGAAGAAGCAAUAAGGUUGUUCGAGAAGGCUUUGGACUUGUGUCGCACGCCAGUCGAGCUCACGCAUGUGUAUAGCUUGAGAGACGCCGCAAAAAUGCAGCUGAAAAUAAGAAGCAGAAUUGGUGCGGAUGGCAUUCCGUCGGCAGAUUUUCAAAAUUCAUGUUCUAAACUAUCGAAAAAUUAAUAAAACGAGAAACAAG
Pseudomyrmex gracilis is the source of this 2231-nucleotide messenger RNA. RefSeq names its product mitochondrial import receptor subunit TOM70 (gene Tom70). The record is from RefSeq and is a predicted model, not a curated record. The coding region runs from base 443 to 2215 and encodes 590 amino acids. Lineage: Eukaryota; Metazoa; Arthropoda; Insecta; Hymenoptera; Formicidae. The transcript is spliced from 8 exons. Gene Ontology annotation, molecular function: protein binding.